Messenger RNA from Acipenser ruthenus (sterlet), 5455 nucleotides. Its product is annotated as putative beta-lactamase-like 1. The record is from RefSeq and is a predicted model, not a curated record. Lineage: Eukaryota; Metazoa; Chordata; Actinopteri; Acipenseriformes; Acipenseridae. The coding region runs from base 326 to 2029 and encodes 567 amino acids. The transcript is spliced from 7 exons.
AGUAAGAGAGACAGAGAAAGAGAGAGAAAGAGAAAAUUGAAUUGUUAGUAGAGUGGGAAUCAGUCGGAUUAUACCAUGAUCGGCAAAGGAAUGGGGCCCCUAAGCCAUAUCCCAACCCAGCAUCCCGCAACAGCUGCUGCCGUGAAGAAGCCCCCCCUUGGGACAAAAAAAUACAGCAUUUUGGAAUUUGUUUGAAAAUAUAGUAACCUAGAAAUUAAUUUAAAUAGUUCUGACAUGAGUUUACUUUGAGGUGUUUUUCUGCAUUUAAAAAAACAAAAACCUGCAGCCCACAGGGAGUGUCCAGGGCAUAACCAAAGGUAUCAGGAUGGAGGUGAAGUGGACCCAACUGGGCAUGGUUUUCUUCCUGCUUCUGUCCAUCGUCAUGACUGGUUGCUUCCUGUGGCAGUACAAGCUUCCCAAGAUUGAGGAGGCUAACAGGUCAUCAGGCAAUGAUAAUGCUGAGCGAAUGUGCCCCCGGUUCCCCGAACCAGCCCCCCUAGAGCACCCCAUCCCCUCUCUCAAGGCGGCGCUUGAGAAGGUGGACAUGCUUCUUCGACACACCAUCCAUGCCACCAGCCUCCCAUCAAUGUCCGCCAUCGUCAUAUAUAAUGACACUGUCCUGUGGACUGGCAAUUUCGGCAAGAGAAAUGGAUCAGACCCGUUCUCUCCCCCGCCUAAUGAAUACACAAUCUACAGGAUCACAAGCUUGUCCAAGAUUUUCCCCACACUCAUGCUGUACCGGCUGUGGGAGGAGGGGAAGGUGACCUCCCUAGACGACCCCCUGGAGAAGUACGUUGAGAACUUCACCAUCAAGAACCCCCUGGGGAAGGCCAAGGACUCGGAGCACAAGUACGUCACUGACGGGCUCAUCUUCCACGACAGUGGGGAGGUGCCCAUCCGGACCUCCUCCGUCACACUGCGCAGGAUGGCAAGCCAGCUCUCCGGUUUACCUAGAAGACUGCGAGCGACCAACCUGCUAUGGAAGGGCAAGACACAGACAGCGAUCAAUCUGCUACAGGAUGAUGUCUUGGUGGCUGAUCCUGGUACAAGGUGUCAUUACAGCAACCUAGCCUUCUCCCUGCUGGCUCAUGUCUUGGCAGAGAAGGUGGUGGGCUCCGACUACCAGCGCUGGAUCUCGGAAAACAUCCUGGACCGGCUUGGGAUGGAGGACACCGGCUUCGACAUCACACCCACCAUCCAGGCCCAGAUGGCAGUGGGCUUCUAUACCAGCGGGAACCCAGCCCCCCUCUAUGAUCUCGGCUGGUACCGCCCCUCGGGGCAGAUGUACUCCACUGUGGCCGACCUGGCCAAGUUAGCUAUGGUCUUCCUGGGUGCCUAUCACCGCAAGCUCCUAGAGCCCGACACCCUAAAGAUCAUGCUUACUCCGCUUUUCCGCUGCGCCAAGGAUUACUUUGCCAACCGGACGGGCACCCCCUGGGAGGCCAACGAACAGCUGGGCUAUGAGGUAGUACGGAAGGACGGCGACUUGGAUGGCUAUUCUGCCACCUUCUCCCUGGUUCCCAGGCUCAAGCUGGGCUUGGUCGUCCUGAUGUCUGGCACCAGACCCCAAGACGAGGAUGUGGUAACCAAGGCUUAUAACUACCUUAUUCCAGCCAUGGAGACAGCUUUCCGAGAAGCCAGUCGAGUGCUGACCCCGCCUCCCAACCCGGUCUCUUAUGCUGGAUACUUCACCUACAGCAACAUCACCUUCUAUGAGAUCAAACCCGGGCCAGGCGGGGUCCUGAUCAUGCAACAGUUUGGUCCACACAUCACGGAUCUGAUCCCAGAAAGGUACAGGACCAUAAAACUCCACUACCUGGAAGACAGGGUCUUCCAAGUGGUCUUUGAGAAAGAAUACCCCUGUGUCUUACGAGUCAGCACUGCCUCUGUCUCUCUGGAAGCUCAGGAUGGGCAGCUAUUUAACUUUUACCCCCUUGACAAGAAGGGUUUGUCUCCUGGAUUUGACGCUCCAGGACUCAACACUUACAACGUGGUCCGGAUUCCCCGCAGACCCACUUUUAACAUUUAAACUAUUCUUUAUGGAAGACAAGAAAGGAGUAAGAGUGGUGGGAUUUUUAGGAACCUGACAUUAAGAAGGAAUUUAUUCUGUUUUCUAUGAACUGCUUGCUUGAUUUUUAGGGUAUAAUGGUGAAUUAAAAUGACACAAUAACUGGGUUGGAAGGUCACACUAAAAAUAUACAUGAGAUUCAUUUUUUCACCCUUAUCAGAUAUCUGUCUUUCUUGUGCAGUUCAACACUGAUAGAGGCUUAAAAAGCCACUUGCCAAGGGUUUAAAGGUUUCCAGUCUUCUCACUACAUUUUAAUUACAUUGCUUCCCUGGUUAAGACACCGUGUGCAUUCUGCAUGGAACUGAAAAGUCAUCUCCUGUUAAUAAUCAGUCAUCUCUGCUUGACAAACAACCGUCUGCAGGUGCAAAAUAAUGUACAGGCCCCCUGCUUAUUGAAAUUCAUUGAAAUUGCUUUGAUAUCAUUUAUAUAUCCAGCACUGUUAGUAAAUGAAGAACUCAUGGUAAUAAGAACACCAUAUGGUUGAAUAAAUCUCAUGAUAAUUUGCUUUAUGAAAAUUCAGGUGAUAAUUCAUUACAAAAAUAUAAUAAGCAUUCACAGACAUGCAGUGAGAAAGGGAAGUUGCAAACAGUUUUUUUUUUUUUUUUUAUUACUGUUUCACACAUAUACAGCGCUGUGCGUCACAAACAGUGUUUUAUAUUCAGCUUCAUGAACUAAGUGCAGAUAGAAGACCCUUGGGUGUAUUUGUCUCAAACAAGAUUCAAAACCUCCUGAAUAUAGCAAAUGGUUUAACCAAGCAGAAGCAAUGUCGCUUAAAACAACACUAACAUUUUGCAUUGUGGAUAUAGUCUGUUUUCCCAUUCUACGAACAUUCUCACAACACCUAUCUAUACAUCGGUAGAUGUGAGCACCACCUAAGGUGGGUUGUCUAUUUGUGAUUUGCACAUGUAGCAUAUACUAAAUUGGUGUUUAUAAUUUGGUUUGUUUUGUGUAUAAUCCUCUGCGCUGUAGGUUAGCCGAUUGAUGAAGGGUUUAGCAAAAAAGGACUAAGAUCCAAGAUCUUGCUGGAUCAAACAAACCUAAUCUAAUAACUGCCCAUACCACAGUAACUCAAUAGUUUAAUGGUUCUCUACCAAGGCUGUACUAUGGUAUACGCCAAUGUCAGAAUGGUACAACAGUGGUAACAUUUUCAUAUUUGAUAUACCAAUAGUGUGGUAUCAACCAAUACAUCGGUGAUCUGUUGCAGUCACUGGAUCAUAUUCGCACCAGUAUGCUACUGUAUUGUGCAGUAGUUGUUCCAAAUCCAUUGUGUUGCCAUUGUUGAUGGUUAUCGUCCAAUGGUCAUGUGAGUAUUUUUUGAAGGCAGCAACAUGAGAAAUAUGCAGAAAUAAAAGGGUUUAUUAAUGUUCAGAAGUAAUUAUAUCCCCAAUCAGGUCAAUUCGAUACUUAAAUACAAAAUUGAAGGGGGAUUGUAGUAAGAAUAGCAGACACAGAGACAGAAGACUGCAGUUCAGCACAGCCCUGCUUUUUUAUUAACACAACACAACAAAACAAAACAAAACAAACAAACAAGAACCAAUUAAAUCAAUGCACCCAAGCAGAGAUAUCACAGAGCAGCAACAGGGAGCACAACCUGUUGCUACCAGUCCUUUCCCUAAACUAAAUGGGCAGGCUACUUUUAUAUACCAAAUGGUCAGGUAAAUCAAUUAAUCAGUCAACACCUAGCCACAUUCUCCAGGGAUGGGAUGUUAACCUUUAUUUAUAACAAAAAAACACUCUUUAAAAGUGCAGGACCUCAGCCCUGCCACACGAAUAAGUUGUAAAUAGCAGAGACGUACCAAACGCAGGUAAUAAUUUAACAGCUGAUUAAUCCCCUAGUUUUCAUUUUAGAUAUCUCUACAGCUCCCUUGAAAACAAUAAGAAAAGCCAGUCAGCUAAUUAAACAUCUCAUGGAUAACAAUCUGAAACAAUACUUAAACUGCUCUGCUCUGGAUUGUGAAUGAUCUCCUGCUUAAUGCUGAUGCUGCUGCUCCCUCUGUGCUUGUCCUCCUUGACCUAACAGCCGCUUUUGACACCAUAGAUCAUAGCAUUCUUCUUGACCGCCUUCAGAAGUAUGCUGGGAUCUCUGGAACCUGUCUCUCCUGGAUGUCCUCUUACCUAUCUGGACGUAUGCAGUCUGUUUUCUAUGCUGGACGCAGUGGUGUCGCAAACUCUUGUGGUGCCCCUCAAGGGUCUGUUCUUGGGCCCCUUUUCUCUUCAACAUCUACAUGCUUCCCUUGGGUCACCUCAUCCGCCAACAGCCUCAUGUUUCACUCAUAUGCUGAUGACACCCAGCUCUACUUAAAACUCGACCCUGGAAGCCCCUCUGCCAUGGUCCUGCUCUCGGCUUAAAUUCAAGACAUCAAGGCCUGGCCUGCCAAUUUUCUUCAGGUCAACACUAACAAAUCUGAACUCCUUCUAGUAGGAUCUAAAACUCAACUUAAGAAUCUCAAUAUAGCUGCCCUGAACCUUAGAAACUGUCUGCUGCUGCCAUCCCCCACUGUACGAAGCCUUGGUGUACUUCUGGACAGCAACCUCUCCUUUGAUGCCCACAUCUCAUCUGUGGUCAAAUCUUCCUUCUACCACCUUCGAAACAUCUCCAAAGUCCGUCCCUACCUUUCCCUCCCGGAUGCGGAGAUCUCUGUCAUGCAUUUCUCUUCUCGACUUGACUACUGCAACUCUCUCUGUGGUGGUCUUCCGACACGCGCCAUCAACUGACUCCAGCUAGUUCAGAAUGCCGUCGCAAGGAUCCUUACCAGAUGUAAAAAACGUGAUGCUCUCACCGUCGCACGCUUUAAAUCAACUCUCAAGACCCACUUGUUCUCUCUUGCUUUCCAUGCUCUUUAAGCCUGAUAUCUGUUAUUAGCUGCUGUGUCUUUGCUACUUCUGAUUUUUCACUACAUCUUCUUAUGAUUCUAUAUGACAUAUGCAGCCACAAUGUUUUAGACUUUUCACAUCCUAGCCUUGUAUUUAUUGUAUUAUGCUUUGUUUUUCACUGUAAUUAAUGUAUUAUGUUUUUUUUUUUUUUUACUGUAAAUUGCUUUGUGAUGGUGGUCCAUUAUGAAAGGUGGUGUAUAAAAUAAAGAUUGAUUGAUAAAAAAAACUAGCAAAAACAAAUUAGAACUCGAAUUUACCUGUUUCCACUGGUAACUAUUUUUUUUUUCGCAACCAUAGCAACACUGUGUCAGUCACUUUUUUUUGUCUUACCACCAAACUUUAUGGACUCUUGUGAUAGAUAUCUUACUAGCUCUGAUAUUAUAUGUCAUAAAAUGAUUUUUACCACUGACUUUUUAAAUGAAAUAUGUAUUUAAGUAAUGUGAAUAAACCAUUUUAGGGGAAAAUGUGAAAUGUUAGCCACUACCUCCCCAGGUAACUGAAAGAAAAUGUAAA